AUGCUUGCCGGUUUCUUCUUCCUGCUCCUCACAGGUGGGGGCACCUCCAGUUACUCAGAGCAACCAGAGCUUCUUGAUGAUCUACAGAAGUCUAAUCAGAGCUUUGAGGAAGGUGCAAGUACCUUCAAUUACUCAGGACAACCAGCACUUCAACAGAACUUCAGUCAGAGCUCUGAGGAAGAUGGUUCCAACUGCCAGGUCCUCACACCGCCCCUGAAGUUCCAGCUCUUGGGCAGCGCUCUCAAGAAUAGAAUGUGUCUUGAUGUUUUUGCUGUAGAUGAUGAGUCCUCCAAGAGGAGCUGCAGUUAUCGGGAUCUUUUAAAACACUUGAACCUGACAAAAAAUGAGUUGCACACCAUGACCCUGCCUGUUAGAAACCAUUUGUCCACCAUGCACAUACAACUGGCUGUACUUCUCUAUGCCAUUCUAGAUGUGAAAGAGAAGGACCAGAAGUUUGUUUCGUGCAUCCGCAUUUUUAUGUCAUGGAAAGAUGAAUACAUUCACUGGGAUCCUCAGGACUUCUGUGGCAUUGAGACGAUGUCUAUUUCGUCUGAACUAAUAUGGAAGCCAGAUGUAAUUGUCAAAGAGAUGACAGAUCAGGGCAAGGCCCCUCCGAGUCCUUAUCUUAUCCUUCGGAAUAACAGUGAAGUCGUCUUUAAGAAGUACAUGGUGGUGGUCAGCAACUGCAGGAUGCAAAUUUACAAAUUUCCCUUUGACAUUCAGAGCUGCAACCUCACUUUCAGGUCUGCAAUGCAUUUAGACAAGGCAAUAAAGUUUGAAAUCAUGUUUGACUCCUCAACGACCACAGAGUGGUCUCACGAGUCGAUUCAGACCCAGUCCGAGUGGUUGUUCAUCAACAUGACCGUCACCGACAUCACUGUCCGUAACAAAAGCUAUGUCAUUUACACUAUCUCCAUGAAGAGGCGGUCUCUCCUCUACAUCGUCAACUUCUUACUACCCAUCCUGUUCUUCUUGUGUCUGGACUUGGCCUCCUUCCUGGUCUCAGACAGCGGGGGCGAGAAGCUCGGCUUCAAGGUCACUGUGCUGCUUGCUGUCACUGUGAUGCAGCUUAUUCUCAAUGAUAUUCUGCCUUCCUCUUCAGACAGGACUCCACUUAUAGCUAUUUACUGCAUUGGGAUGUUUGGUUUGAUGCUGCUGAGCCUCCUGGAGACGAUUGUGGUGAUGUAUCUGAUGGAGAAAGACUCUGAAUCCCAAGACAACGACGCAGAUAGAGACCAAAGCCUGCGUAAGGACUGUGGAGACAAAGAGAGCAAAGUCAGCUUCCACAGCUGUUUUAGAGAGGUUAAGAAAUUACACUGUGCGUGUAUCUGUGAUGUGUCUCCUGGUGAAGCACCAUCUGAACGACUGUCGUUGGCCAAAGAGGGCAGCAGCAGCCAACUGACGGAGAAGUGCUGUGAAUCUGAAAAGCUCUCGGAUGAGCUGGUGGAGGCGAUGAAAACUCUGAGUCUGCUCCUCAGCAGCAGGAAGGAAGAAAAGAAAACGGGCUACUGGACCAGAAUGACUAAAACAAUCAACAAAGUUUUCUUCAUUUUCUACAUCAUAGCUGCCUCUGUGUUUUUAGUCUGCAUGUUUAUCAUGUGGAGUACUCCAGAAAAGAAUAGUGCCUAUAAUUCUGAAAACUGUCAUGACUGUCAUGCUGCAGGUCGACCAACUCUGGUGUAACUAACUUGAGUCACUGACCACACACUUUACUCUCACUCUCCUGGCCUAUAUACCUAAUCCUAACAGUGGUUUUCUUUUACAUCAUGUUCUGCUGCUUUAAAGCUGAUGAUUGAAGGUGUACUUGGCUGUUCAGGUAGUAUUUAAUCUAUCAGUGGUAUCUACACACAUUUGCUGUUUGCUUGUUAGGCACAGUGGUUCACAUCAAACACACAUGUUGUCUUGUAAUAUUCUGGUCAACUAAAAUGCCAUCAAGUGUUAGACUCAUGUCUUUGCUUUGGAUAAAUAAGCACACUCCACCAAUACACAUAUUAAAGAAGAAUGAUAUAUGGAGGUGUUAACAAAAUAGCAUGCAAUCCUACAUAAAUAUAACAGACAAUGUUUAUAAUUACCUUAAAACAUAAUAUGUAAAAAGAAAAAAGAAAAAAUCAGAUAUGUAUACUAUGACACAUGCAGUAAAGGUGCACAAAAAUUCAUGUCAUACAUGUUUUCACAGGUUUGUUUUGUUGCCACAGGAACUUUAUCUAACCUCUAUUAACUGACAUUGCCAAUGCAACAUGGCUUAAAUAAGAAUGAUCAAAAUCACUGCAGCACAUGCUGACAUAUCCUGACUGUUCAUCCCUAGGCUCAAACAUUUAAAAACAAUAUAGUGCUGUAUGGCACCUCAAGUGGUUCUAUACAGCACUAUUCAACAAAGAUGGGUGACAUAUAGCACCAAAACAGGUUCCCCUGUGAUUACAAGUCAAAGAACCGCUUUUGCUCACUGUUCAGCACUAUUUUUGCCCCACAAACAUUUUUUUGUGGACAGUUUGGAGAGGUGUGGACUUGGGUGAGACUCAAGUCACAAAUUUGAUGACUUAAGACAUUGAUGUUCAAGUCCAAGUCUAGUCGCAAUGCUUUUUUGAUUUUCUCAUGUAAAGUCUAGUGACUUCAUUUGGACUUGAGCCUUUUGACUUGAAAAUACUUGAAACCUUCCCCCAAGGCAGUUUGGGAAGAAAAAGUUUUGGAUAUUUGGACAUGAGAUGAGUUAAAUACAACAAGACAAAUCAGAAAUGUACUAACUGUAUUCUGCUGUGGUACUGGUUGAUUUUGCUAGAUGCUAAUGUGUAAACCGAGGCCUGUACUACGAAGCCAGUCCAACCUGCCCAGGAUAUCUUUUCACUAUCUGCUUUGACUAACAUUAACAUUGGUACUACAGGUACUACGAAGCUGGUUAUCAGCUAGUUCAGUCAACUCUGGGUUUUCCUAUCCAGCCAAGAGCGCAUUCAUGUGAAAGAGGCGGGAGUGUUAAUUAUGAG
Epinephelus lanceolatus (giant grouper) is the source of this 2978-nucleotide messenger RNA. The record is from RefSeq and is a predicted model, not a curated record. NCBI's taxonomy places the organism in Eukaryota, Metazoa, Chordata, Actinopteri, Perciformes, Serranidae.